UCUAUAUCCAAUUUUUUUUUGGAUUUUUCAAUAUAAUUUUUCGUAUAAAUAAAUUCGAGUUUGAAAAGAAAAAAUUAUUCAAAACGAAGUUAAUCAAUAAAAAAUGUGCUCUGCUGCGGAAAAACAAAUAGAUUUAGGUUUUGCUGAAGAAUGUGAGCCAAAUCUACUUCGAAAUGUCUAUUUUCCAAGCAAAAUCGGUGGAAAGCCAGCCUGGUUAGAUCUGGAAAAAGUUCCAAGUACCAACGACUUGAAAUGUAAAAAAUGUGGUGCUCCUCAAUCUUUUCUGUGUCAGAUCUAUGCUCCGAUAGAAGAAAAACCUCCGUGUUUCCAUAGGACUAUCUAUAUCUUCAUUUGCCGUGAACCUACUUGUUCGACCCCAAACUCUGCAGAGAACUUCUCAGCAUUUCGAUCUCAACUUUCUCGACAGAAUCAAUUCUAUUCGGCGAUUCCUCCCAACGAAGAUGAGGACCUUCCUGCCGUGGAGCCGCUCUGCAGAAUAUGUUCGGUCUGUGGGUGCCGCGGAGGCAUGGUGUGUUCGCGGUGCAAGGGCAUCAACUACUGCUCCGCCAAGCACCAACGGGCUCAUUGGCCGCAGCACAAAGUGCCUUGCCGCUCCGGGGAGAAGAUCCCUACCGAAGACAUACUCAUCCCCACUGUGUCCUUCCCAGAAUUCGAAGUUGUCAUUGAGGCCGAUACUUGCGUCUCCGACCACGACGACGACGAAGGCACCGAGCAAAGCCGCUUAGAGGAAUUCCAGAAACUAGUCGACGAAGGAAAGGCCGGAACCAUGGCCGACCUACCCGAAUCCGAGCUGAGUAAGUUCGCAACCGAAGACGACGAAAACGCAGACAUCUUCUUCCGAAACUUCAAAAGCCAAGUGGCGAAAAACCCUUCCCAAAUUCUUCGAUACGACAUCGGAGGAGAACCCCUCUGGAUCGCCGACCCAGCGAAGACCGUCGGUACCAACAUCGAAAUCCCACCGUGCCCCAAUUGCUCCGCUCCGCGACAGUUCGAGUUCCAAAUAAUGCCCCAGAUGCUGAACUACUUGAAGGACGACAACAUCGACUGGGGCGUCCUGGCGGUGUACACUUGCAAAAAUAGCUGCCAGCCGUCCACCGAAUAUGUCCCAGAGUUCGUAGUCAAACAAGACAUCAUUUCAGAUGACAAUAAAUAAUAAGUCAAUGUCAAACUUUGG
Molecule: messenger RNA, 1195 nt
Organism: Eupeodes corollae
Lineage: Eukaryota; Metazoa; Arthropoda; Insecta; Diptera; Syrphidae
Gene: Zfrp8
Product: programmed cell death protein 2
Exons: 4
Coding region: 104-1174 (356 amino acids)
Cellular component (GO): cytoplasm; nucleus
Source: RefSeq, a predicted model, not a curated record